AGCUCCACACACUAACACCUUGGCAUAAAACUGCACUGGUAGGUUUGUCACAGGGAACCUGACCUCCAGAGCUGAGGAGAAGUCUGGACCUACAUGGAGUCCACCCUCCCAAAAGCUCCAGAUGGAGCUAGCACAGCAGGCACCCAGCAACCUGCAGCGGUCACCUCUGGUGGUUUGCAGUCUGUUGCUGAGGUGACAGAGCCUGUAGACCUGGGCAAGACGGCGGCAGACAAGGCUCCGCCUGGAUGCCCUUUAGCAACAGGAGAUGAACAGCUGUAUUCGUUUGACAGCUCUCCUGACAGUGAAGAUGAGGGCAUUGGUAAGACGGAAAAGAAGAAAAAGAAGCUGAAAAAGAAGAGGAAGAAGAAAGACUCCAGCUCAUCGUCUUCAUCUUCAUCUUCCUCCUCUUCCUCCUCUUCCUCCUCCUCCUCCUCCUCCUCCUCCUCUUCUUCCAGUAGCUCCUCAGACAGUGAUAGUGAGGAUGACAAAAAAAAGAAGAAGAAAAAGGAGAAGAAGGAGAAAAAGGAUGAGCAGAAAGAUAAUGUAUCGGACAAUGUUAACAUAUGUCCUUCCGGCCUUGAUGACUUGGCUCCAGGAGAUCAGCUCGUGACUCAGGAUUCGAUUUCAUCAGAAGAGGAGGAUGAACAGAAGAAAGAUAAAAAGAAGAAGAAGAAAAAGGACAAAAAGAAGAAGAAGGAUUCCUCUUCCUCCUCGUGUGACAGUGACAACGAAAAGAAGAAGAAGAAAAAAAAGAAGAAGAAAAAGAAGAAGAAGAAGGAUUCCUCUUCCUCCUCAUCUGACAGUUCCUCCUCUGACAGUGAGGAUGAAAAGAAGAAGAAGAAGAAAAAGAAGAAGAAGAAGAAGAAGAAGGACUCAAGCUCCUCCUCUUCAGAUAGCUGUUCCUCUUCAUCGUCUUCUUCUGACAGCGAGGAUGACAAAAAGAAGAAGAAGAAGAAAAAGAAGAAGAAGAAGAAAAAGAAGAAGAAGAAGGACUCAAGCUCCUCCUCUUCAGAUAGUUGUUCCUCUUCAUCGUCUUCUUCUGACAGCGAGGAUGACAAGAAGAAGAAGAAGAAGAAAAAGGACAAGAAGAAGAAGAAAAAGAAGGACAAGAAAAAGGAUUCCAGCUCUUCAUCUUCUGACAGUGAGAAAGAUAAGAAGAAAAAGGACAAGAAAAAGAAGAAGGAUAAGAAAACGGAUGACGAGCAGAGUGAGACCAGCAGUGCUACUGCUCUCUCAGCAGCAGAUGGUGAGAUUGCGGGAACAAGCACUGAUGGGCACAAAAAGGAAGUUGAUGAGGCCAAGACCAAAGAGCCUAAAUCACCAGAAGGGUGCAAACUCCUCCCUGGGGGCGCAGAGGCACUCCCUUACUGUAUUGAGGAGGGCCACCUGAGUGACGAUGAGGGAGAAGGAGGGAAGGAGAAAGAUAAAAAGAAGAAAAAGUUGAAGAAGAAGAAGUCAAAGGAUUCAGGUUCAGACAGCGAAGAUGACAAAAAGGAGAAGAAGAAAAAGAAGAAAAAGGGCUCCUCCAGCUCAUGCUCUUCCUCAUCUGAUAGCUCCUCUUCAGACAGCGAAGAUGAGAAAAAGAAAAAGAAGAAGAAGAAGAAGAAGGUGAAGAAGAAGAAGGAUAAGGAUUCCUGCUCUUCCUCGUCAGACAGUGAAGAUGAAAAGAAGAAGAAAAAGAAGAAGAAGAAGAAAAAGAAGAAGGGUAAAAAGAAGAAGGAUAAGGAUUCCUGCUCUUCCUCGUCAGACAGUGAAGAUGAAAAGAAGAAGAAAAAGAAGAAGAAGAAGAAAAAGAAGAAGGGUAAAAAGAAGAAGGACAAGGAUUCCAGCUGUUCCGCCUCCUCUUCUUCCUGUUCUGAUAGUGAAGAUGACAAGAAGAAAAAGAAGAAGAAAAAGAAGAAGAAGAAGAAGGCCUGCUCUUCUGACGAUGGCUCCUGUUCGUCGUUAUGCUCUUCUACCUCUGACAGUGAUGGUGACAAGAAAAAGAAGAAAAAGAAAGAUAAGAAAAAGAAGAAGAAAAAGGACAAGAAGAAGAAACAGAAGGAUUCCUCUUCCUCAGACUCCUCUGGCUCCUGUAGUGAUGACGAUAAGAAGAAAAAGAAGAAGAAGAAGAAAGACAAGAAGAAGAAGAAAAAGAAAGACAAGAAAAAGGACUCGGGUUCUUCUGGUAGUGACGAUGACAAGAAGAAAAAGAAGAAGAAGAAGAAAGACAAGAAGAAAAAGAAGAAGAAGGACAAAAAGAAGAGCUCCGGAUCAUCAGAUUCCUCUGGUAGUGGCAGUGACAAAGAAAAUAAAAAGGAUAAGAAGAAGAAAGAGGAUAAGAGUUCACAGUCAUCAGGGAGUGAGCCUGACAAGAAGAAGAAGCCCGACAGCCCAACUGGUGAGAAAUGCAGCGAGCCAAAAACGAAAGAUUCAUGCUCAAGCGGUGGUGAACUUUCUGCUCCCAGUGGCGGUAGCUCCAAGCCAGGGGGCGCUCCUGUGGCCUCCUACGCAACCCUCCCCUCCAAGCCCGUCGUAAAGCUCGACCCUCUGGCUCCCUCGGCCGUCUCCAAGCCCCCCGAGCCUGACAACGUAUUCCAUCCUGGCCCCCGAACCUUCGUUCGCAGACCCGUCAGCCCCAUGGAGUCCCUGAUGGGGAGCCCAAGGAGGUACGGGGACGGGUCGACCCGGUCCUCCACCCACCUCACCUCAAGUGACCUCCUGAGAGGCCCCAAGCCUUAUGUCCCGUGAGAUGUUCCACACCUGAGUGGAAGUUACUGAUUUAAACGAGAGGUGCUCCAGUGAUGCCCUCAGACUUGUGUGACCACUCAGUGUGACAUGACAUAAUUCAACAUGUUUUCAGGUGCAUUAGAGAGCCGUUACAUGCACGUUGAGGGAAAUAAUCAAGAAAAAUGAAACCAUCAUUUAUAUCUGCUGUUUAAUUGAAAUGAAUAUACAGAGAUUAGGUGGAAAAAUACAAAUGUUUGCUAUGGGGAAUAAAAUACUAUGGUUUA
This is a messenger RNA of Mugil cephalus (flathead mullet), 2993 nucleotides long. RefSeq names its product cylicin-2-like. The record is from RefSeq and is a predicted model, not a curated record. The transcript has 28 exons. NCBI's taxonomy places the organism in Eukaryota, Metazoa, Chordata, Actinopteri, Mugiliformes, Mugilidae. Bases 94 to 2730 code for a protein of 878 amino acids.